This is a messenger RNA of Sapajus apella (tufted capuchin), 3717 nucleotides long. Its product is annotated as spidroin-1-like. Bases 1 to 1218 code for a protein of 405 amino acids. NCBI's taxonomy places the organism in Eukaryota, Metazoa, Chordata, Mammalia, Primates, Cebidae. The record is from RefSeq and is a predicted model, not a curated record. The transcript has 4 exons.
AUGGGUUAUGAACACUAUCACAAGGUGGCAAAAUCAAGCUUAGAAAUCAAUCGAUUAGUGACUCUGCCCCUAAUUUCCCAACGCUGGUCUCCGGCGCCACAAAACCCGAGCAGCCCGACCGGAGCCGGGUGCCAGCCGCAGGGCCGCCGUGGCUGGCGCAGCGUCCGGAAUUCCUGCGAUGUCUGGGGCGCGGCGGCGGCUCCUCCCCGCCCCCACCGCGGCCUCCGCCGGCUUUUUCCGGCGAGGGGACCGGCGAGCCCUUCGAAGAACCGGCUCCACGCGCGGACAGCCGCGGCCGGCGCGCUCCCCCGGGAGCGAGGCGAGCGCCGCGCCCGGACCGCGCGACCGGGUCGGUCCGUCGCCAUUUUGUUGGUUGGUUUUUUUUUAAACCCUUUCGCUUCCCGCCCGAAUAAUAAUAAAAAGCCCCAUUGGAGUGAGGCGGGGGUGGCGGCGGCAACCGCGGCGGGGGUAUCCGGGGAGACUGCUGCCGUCGCUGCUGCUGAUCGCGGCCCAGGUCGGGCUCAGGGAGCGGACACCCCGAGCGGGGGGUGCGGGCGCCGCCGCCGCCGCUUCUGCUGCUGCUGUUCCUGCUGCUGCUGUUGGUGCCGCUGCCGCCGCCGGCGAGCGGGCGGGACCGGUGUGAGUGCGAGUGUGUGUGCGAGGGAGCGUGUGCGAGGGCGAGUGUGCGCGCGGGUGUGCGGGUGUCUGCGAGUGUCUGUCUGUCUGUGCGGGGACUCGGGGGCGGGCGGUUCGGGCUCUCCUGGCGGAGCCGCCGCCGCCGCCGCCGCCCGGGCCCCGGCGCUUCUCGCUGCGCAGGUUCGGAGCGCGCGCCAUUUUGUGAGAUUUACAAAAUCCUCUUCGGGAAGAAGCCGCCUGCAGCAGCCGCCGUUCGGCGCCCGGCCUCGUCGCCGCCGCCCUCCACGCCGGGCCGGGCCGCGCGGCCCCGCCGCCGGGACUCGGGGCCCGGGGACUGCGGUAUUUGCCGGGGAGGGGGCUAUCGCCUCCCCGGCCCCGGGCGCCGCUGGAAUCGCGAGCCGGGGAGAGACUGAGCAGGCUGCGGCGCGGCCAGAAGCCGGAGCGCCGGGGGCGGAGAGAGGCGGCCGGGGCGGCGCUGGCUGCGGAGGCCGCGGCGGGAGCGGGAGCGCGGCGCGGGAGCCCGAGGCUGAGACUCACCGGAGGAAGCGGCGCGAGCGCCCCGCCAUCGUCCCGAAGAGGUGAUAAAGGACAAGGUGUACGGAGUACAGUGGGAUUUUAUAGGGAUAGUUCUCAUAAAGUAAGUAUGUGGCUUUUUAUGUGGGAGCUCAUGUCUAGUGAAUGGUUGGCUCAAUUGUCCUUUUUGCCCUAUAGAAAGAUAAUCUGCAUAUUUAAAUACUCAAGUGAAUAUUUAAAGGUGAAGUCAAUAUUUAAAGUGAAGUAAAUAUUUAAAGGUGAGAAGCUGAAGGUUUUAAAUAAGGUUUUGUUAGUAUCAGUACUAUAGUGGGCAAUAUAUAUACAGCAUUAGAGUAGAUGUAUAGGAAGCUACUUACUUGCAUGAUUAGAGGGAACAAAGGUAGUUCUUGUCCUCAAAUUACUACUUCACUUUUCCGUUGCUUGUAAUUUUCACUGUUGGAAUUCAUUCCAUUAGAUUAAGAUAAAAUCUGAAUUCCCUAAUUUAAAAUGAGAAUAUUCCUGGAGGACUAUUCUUUGCUUGUUAUCAGGUUAGCACUUUAUUUUGAUCAGUUAGCUGGCUGUCAUUAUUAUUAGAUCUAGCCUGGAAACCCCGCAACACUCAAUUGGAGCAGGUGUGCCUGUUUUUGCCCCCUAAAGUUGCCUUUUGGCCUGCCAAGCCCCCCUUUCCUGUACCCAUACAAACCCUAAACCCCAGGCCCCACCAGCAGAUGAGGAGAUGAACAGAAGAGCAGAAGAAUGGCAGAACGGCGCGGCAGAGAGGAGAAGGCGAGUCUGAGUGCUGAGAGGAGUUCCACUGGGGGCGGUCAAAGAGGAGAUCAGCCGUUUAGUGCAAGUGUCAGUCCAGAAAUCGGAGUGAUGCUUGCGCUAAGAACGUUUUGGAAAGGAGGAAAGAAUACAGGAUGUGUGCCCUUUCCUGAGAAAAAUGAAGGGUGUUUGAGAAAUGUCAGCUUGUGGUGUGGUCAUGGGAAGGUUCAUGUGAAGAUUCUCUGGUGGUCAGAAGUUGUGUUAGCCUGCCUCAAUGGCUUCCUAUCACUGAGAGCGUUGGCACCAAGGGUAAUUCUGUCUAGGACUCACUGCACUUGAUUAACUAUUGGACUAGAGGGCAUGUCCCUGUUUUCUUACUGUUUUAUUUGUUAGGGCUUCUAUUUGAGCAGUCUUAUAAAACAUAAUAUAAGGUACAGUUCUGAUCAUCUAGAUUAUUUUAGUUUUUAAAGAUCUACAAGUAGUGUAUAGUUGAAAAAACACAAGCCCUAUGGAAUGAUAGCAGAUAGCAGAUCAUUUCCCCCUUCUCAUGCGCCAUAAUAAUAACUAUUCAGUUUUUCCUACCAGAAAUGUAUGCAUGUGUACAUCCCAACACAAUUAUUUUAAUAUGUAUUGUGUUAGAGAACUACGUAUAAGCCUAUUAUUUUUAAGUGCAUAGACAGUAGGUGUAUGUGUAUGUGUAAAUGUACACAUUGUCAAUGUACUUAAAACCCAAACCAAAUGGGAUCAUGCAUACUAAUCACAGUUUUGCAACUCAGUUUUGCAACUUUUGGUUUAUCUUAGAAAUAUUUCGAUAUCAGCUCACAGAGCUCCCGUUUGUUUUUUUCUUUUUCUUUUUAAUUUGAGAUGGGGUCUCACUUUGUCACUGAGGCUGAAGUGCAGUUGCACGAUCAUAGUUCACUGCAGCCUUGCCCUCCUGGGCUCAAGUGAUCCUCACACCUCAGCCUCCUGAGUAGCUGGGAUUGUAGGUGUGCACCACCAUGCCCAGCUAAUUUUUAAGUUUUUUGUGGAGACAUAGUCUUGGUAUGUUACCUGGGCUGGUCUUGAACUCCUGGCCUCAGUGAUCCUCCCAUCUUGUCCUCCCACAGUGCAGGUGUGAGCCACUGUACCCAGCCCCUAUUGGUUUUAAUGGUUGUAUCCUGUUUUAUGGAUGUACCACUAUUUAGUCAGACUGCAUUAAAGAACAUUUAAAUUAAUAUUUUUGCUCUUUUAAACAAUGUUGCUGUGUACUUCUUUGCAUAUAUAGUUGUGUUCUGUGAGUAUUGGCAAUAGGAUACCUAUUUAUAAGGAAAGUGGCUGGUUCACCAGGUUUAUACACAUUUGAAUAUGUAUUGCCAUAUUGUCUUCCAGAAAGUAGCACUAGUUUAUGCUUUCACCAGCAGUGUCUGAAAGUGUAUAGUUUCUCAAAUCUCACCAACACUGUUGUUAUCUGUCUUAGAUUUUUCUGAAUGUAAUAGGUGAAUAACGAUGUCUAGUUGUUUGGAUUUGCAUAUCUUUAAUUAUGACUGAAUUUGAACACCUUAAGUUGUGCUAUAAGCUUUUUAUUUUAAAUAACAAAAUAUUCUUCAUCAGAUAUGUGCUGUAGUUGAAGUAUUUUCUGGUUUCCCUUUAUUUCUUUACUCUGUUGGUUGAAUAACUGAUGUUUUGAUAAAUUGUAAAUGCCUGCAGAAAAGAGGGCUCUUGUUCUUCAAUUGACAGAGAACAUUUCUUCAGAAAUGUUCUUCAGAGGACAUUUGCAUGUUCUUUGUAUGAGAUAUGAGUGGUGAUGGCAGAAGCUUUUGACUA